Messenger RNA from Penicillium brevicompactum, 1518 nucleotides. Its product is annotated as IscS subfamily cysteine desulfurase. Gene Ontology annotation, cellular component: cytosol; mitochondrion; nucleus. Gene Ontology annotation, molecular function: pyridoxal phosphate binding; cysteine desulfurase activity. The transcript has 2 exons. Gene Ontology annotation, biological process: [2Fe-2S] cluster assembly. The record is from RefSeq and is a predicted model, not a curated record. Bases 1 to 1518 code for a protein of 505 amino acids. Lineage: Eukaryota; Fungi; Ascomycota; Eurotiomycetes; Eurotiales; Aspergillaceae.
AUGACAAGUGCUGCUCCUACUGCUUGGAGACAGGCUUCUGCCUUCUCCAGGCGUCUUUCAACCAUCGGUUCCCGCGUUCCCCGGGUCGCCACCGGUCUGCGCACCCGCUCUUAUGUCACCGAGACCAAGGUCGGACAGGCCCAGGUCAACCUCGAUGCUGCAAUCAAGGAGGAGCAGAAGUCCUUCAUGAAGCAGGCUGGUGUGGCACCCGCCGGCGUUACCAUGCCGGGUUCGGCGACCUCCGGAGACGCCGCGCUGAGCCCUUCCGCCGGUAUUCUGAAGCAGGCCACCGUUUUGGACCAGGGCACCCGGCCAAUUUAUCUCGACAUGCAAGCCACCACACCUCUCGACCCCCGAGUCCUCGACAAGAUGCUGCCUUAUCUCACCGGUAUCUACGGCAACCCGCACUCGCGCACACACGCCUACGGAUGGGAGUCGGAGAAGGGUGUCGAGGAUGCCCGUGAGCACAUCGCUAAGCUGAUCGGUGCCGAUCCAAAGGAAAUUAUCUUCACCAGUGGUGCGACGGAAAGUAACAACAUGAGUUUGAAGGGUGUUGCGCGAUUCUUUGGUCGCUCCGGAAAGAAGAACCACAUCAUCACCACCCAGACCGAGCACAAGUGUGUUUUGGACAGCUGCCGCCACUUGCAAGAUGAGGGCUUCGAGGUGACUUACCUGCCCGUCCAGAACAACGGUCUGAUCCGCAUGUCCGACCUUGAGGCGGCUAUGCGCCCCGAGACUUGCAUUGUCAGUGUCAUGGCCGUGAACAACGAGAUUGGUGUGAUCCAGCCUUUGGAGGAAAUUGGCCGUCUUUGCCGCUCCAAGAAGAUUUUCUUCCACACCGACGCUGCUCAGGCCGUUGGCAAAAUCCCGCUCGAUGUCAACAAGCUGAACAUUGAUUUGAUGUCCAUUUCUAGCCACAAGAUCUAUGGCCCCAAGGGUAUUGGCGCUUGCUUCGUCCGUCGUCGCCCACGUGUUCGUCUUGACCCUCUCAUCACCGGUGGUGGUCAGGAGAGAGGUCUGCGCAGCGGAACCCUUGCCCCCCAUUUGAUCGUGGGUUUCGGUGAGGCUUGCCGUCUUGCUAUUACAGACAUGGAUUACGACACAAAGCACAUUGAGCGUCUAUCCAAGCGCCUCAGCGAGGGCCUCCUCGCCAUGGAGCACACCACCUUGAACGGCGACCCCGAUGCACACUACCCAGGCUGUGUGAACAUUUCCUUCGCCUACAUUGAGGGUGAGUCUCUCCUCAUGGCCCUGAAGGACAUCGCCUUGUCCUCUGGCAGCGCUUGUACUUCUGCCUCUCUGGAACCCAGCUACGUGCUGCGCGCCCUUGGUAGCAGCGACGAGAGCGCCCACAGCAGUAUCCGAUUCGGUAUUGGUCGCUUCACCUCGGACGAGGAGAUCGAUUACGUUCUCAAGGCCGUGCAGGCCCGCGUUUCUUUCUUGCGUGAGCUGAGCCCGCUUUGGGAGCUGGUGCAGGAGGGUAUUGAUCUGAACACGAUUGAGUGGAGCCAGCACUGA